Molecule: messenger RNA, 1122 nt
Organism: Sceloporus undulatus (fence lizard)
Lineage: Eukaryota; Metazoa; Chordata; Lepidosauria; Squamata; Phrynosomatidae
Gene: GADD45GIP1
Product: GADD45G interacting protein 1
Exons: 2
Coding region: 29-760 (243 amino acids)
Cellular component (GO): nucleus
Source: RefSeq, a predicted model, not a curated record
CGCCCACUGGGAGGAGCCUGAUUCCAAGAUGGCGGCUUUUAACGUCCUGAGCCGCUGCGAAGGCUGCUCCAAGAUGGCGGCCCAGGCUAGCCGCUUAGCGUUUGGGAAAGGCGCCCGGUUUUACCACGCGAAGCCGUUGAAGCGGCAGCUCGGAGGAGUCUACCGGCCGGAUCCAGACAACCCUAAGACGCCGGCUUGGCAGCUGACGGCGGCCUACGAAGCCAAGCUGUUCGGGCGCUAUGGGGCGGCCUCCGGGGUCAAUCCAGGCAGGCUUUGGCCUAGUCCGGAGCAGCUGAAGGAGAUGGAGGAAGAGGAGAGGGCUUGGUACCCGUCCCUGAGGGAGAUGGAGGCGGCCCUCGAGGCCAAGGAGCAGGAGGAGAAAGCCAAGGCCCGGCAAAGAGAGGAGCUCAUUGCUGCCAAAAUGGCUAAGAUGCCCCAAAUGAUAGCAGAGUGGCAGCAGGAGAAGGCUCUGCGCAAAGCCAAGGAGCUAGAAGAAAAAGAGUGGCGGCAGCGCCUACUGGCUGAGGCCCGUGAGCGAUUUGGCUACAACUUGGACCACCGUAGCCCCCAGUUCCAAGAGAUGGUGCAAGAGAUGGAGAAGGCUAGACGGAAGGAGCAGAAGCUGUUGAAGAAGCAGCGUAGAGAGGAGACCUUGGCCAAAAAAGCAGCAGAAGGUCCAGCUGUUGCUUCUGUUCAAGACACACACGAGGCGGUUGCUACUACAGAGGUCUUGCACCACCAGGUUACACAGACUGCUUAGUCUUCCUGAAAUAAAUGCAACCUCCAGGCAGUGACUUUAGGUAACAGCCCCACAUGAUUCCCAGAGGCCUAGUUCAUUUAUUGCAAAACCUGAUACUGGCUUAAGGCCACCUUCCAGAUCUUCUGCAGCUGUGGAUCUCAUUGACAUAGAAAAUAUUCUAGAUCUUUUGACUAUUGAUGUCUGACCAAAUGAGGGUCAGCAUCACUGAUAAAUGGCAUUGAAAACGUUGUCUUUUUUGCCAAUGGAUUCUGAGGAUUGAUAAUAGCUGCUGCUGUGCCAGUGCAGAAGAUCUGCACUUGGAUUAUACUUACAGGCUGGCCAAUAUAUUGUAUGCAAUUUAAUAAACAUACCUGGUGUAUUAA